Messenger RNA from Microsporum canis CBS 113480, 1242 nucleotides. RefSeq names its product aminoalcoholphosphotransferase. Gene Ontology annotation, molecular function: phosphotransferase activity, for other substituted phosphate groups. NCBI's taxonomy places the organism in Eukaryota, Fungi, Ascomycota, Eurotiomycetes, Onygenales, Arthrodermataceae. Gene Ontology annotation, biological process: phospholipid biosynthetic process. The record is from RefSeq and is a predicted model, not a curated record. The transcript has 5 exons. Bases 1 to 1242 code for a protein of 413 amino acids. Gene Ontology annotation, cellular component: membrane.
AUGACCUACAUUCGAGCCCAGGCCCUCGACGGCUUGAAGCAGUACAAAUACGCCUCUGUCGAUAAGUCGUUGACAUCAAAAUACAUUCUGAAGCCAUUUUAUACGAAUUAUGUGAUUAAUUGUUUUCCCAUGUCGAUGGCAUUAAUGCAGAUCACAUUAACGGGGUUUUCAUUUGUGGUUGUGAAUUUUCUGACCUUGCUUUGGUAUAACCCGACCCUAGACAAGGACUGUCCCCCCUGGGUAUAUCUCAGCUGGGCUGUGGGCCUGUUCUUAUACCAGACCUUUGACGCCGUUGACGGGACUCAAGCUCGACGAACAAAACAGAGCGGGCCGUUGGGAGAAUUGUUCGAUCACGGCGUCGAUGCUUGCAACACUGCUCUUGGAGUACUCAUAUUUGCCGGUGCAGUGAAUCUAGGACAGAGCUGGGCAACUGUUCUCACUCUUUUUGGCGCCGUCUUCACAUUCUACGUCCAAACGUGGGAGGAAUACCACACUCACGUCCUCACACUUGGUAUCGUCUCUGGCCCAGUCGAAGGUAUCCUAUCACUCUGCUUCGUCUUCCUUACAACAGCUCUCCUUGGGGGCGGAAGUUUCUGGCACAAGCCUAUGCUAUCGACUCUCGGUAUACCGUAUAUCCCCCUAAUCUCCGAAUCCACCUACAAUCUCCCCUUUACCACCUGGUGGUUGAUCUACGGUGGUGUCGUGCUCCUCUUCUCCACCGUUACCAGCAUCACAAACGUACUGCAGGUCGUUGAGAAACGCAGAGCCGAACACCGGCUGGAUCCACAGGCUUAUCUGGACACAAAAUCUACUGGCAACAACAGGGACAGUGGUGAAGACAGCAAAUAUAAACCACUACUCGGUCUUUUGCCCGCGAUAGCUCCAUGGACGCUUCUGGUACCGUACCUAUACAUGAAUCCGGAAAUCCUGAACAACCACCUUAUCCCCGUUGUCAUGUUUGGUGGCCUCAUUAACGCCUACUCGGUUGGACAGAUGAUCGUUGCCCAUUUAGUGAAGCUUGACUUUCCGUACCAGAACGUGCUUGUGAUCCCACUUGCCGUGGCCGUUAUCGAUGGUUUGAUCCCAAGGCUCGGGCUCUGGGAGAACAGCCUUCUGGGCUCAGGGCCGAACCAGGUUGCUUUCAUCUAUGCGUGUUUGGGCCUUGCCGUUGGUGUAUACGGAAGCUUUGUCGUGAGUUAUCCUGGACAGCGUUGGAUAUUACUUUUCUUGGUCGGUUACUAA